This is a messenger RNA of Dibothriocephalus latus, 204 nucleotides long. Lineage: Eukaryota; Metazoa; Platyhelminthes; Cestoda; Diphyllobothriidea; Diphyllobothriidae. The record is from the annotation of a GenBank genome assembly.
AUGGAAGCCAUCAGUGACGCCGACGAGGAAUCGGAUCCGGACGGCGCUGAGUCCAUCUCCUUCCACAGCACUCCCCGCCCCAACAUCAGACCCUUCUUUGGUCAUACGGGCAGUUCUGAGGAGACACUGAGCGUGACCUGUACCAGGCUUUUACCGGACGAUCGUCCGUUGGAGGUUUUAGAUCGGAAUUUGCAAGUCCUGUAA